CGUAUGUCGUAGGCGAUCCGGUGUCCAUCUGGUGUUGUGGCCAAGUAUCCUUGUCAUCGAAAGAUUACCCGUUCGUGCCGCACCACGACACCAGAGGACAGACUCGCCCUGACCAACAUGUUCGUCGCGGUCCGGGAGCAGGACACAGAGCCGCCAUUCGAAUUUCACGGAAUAUUUGUGCCAAGAACUCAUGUUCCCCUCGUUUUACGGAGCAGACCGUCCUGGCGACCAGUGGAAACGCCCAAGGGCCCAGCCCUUGUUUGGGUUUGCCGUGUUUCUCCGCUGACGGCUGAGGCGGUAAUGGACUCGGCAGGCUGUCGCACUGGUGGCGGCGGAUAUCAGAUCAGGGUCGUGGAUGUGCCCCGCCGCCUGAACCUCAGCUGCAGCCUCCCUCCAUCCCGCAUUCGCGACUCACUCGAGCGGCGUUCCCCGGGCGAAGAAAGAGAGUGUGAGAAAGAGAAAGACUGGAGAUCCCACCAUCCCACCUCGCCGAGUCCAUCCUCAGACCGUGCCUCCAUCCCAGGGCCGCCGUCGCACUGCGCCCCGGGCCCGGACUCUUCUGCGUCGGGGCUUCGUCCUCCAGGCUUGCACUUGAACGAGUGGGGGCCGCCGGCCUUCCCUUUGCGGCUGGGCAAAAUCUCGUGCCCACCACUCACGGGCGCCAACGGCUUAUUGACAGCUCCACCCUGGCUGGCCCCGUCCCACGUACCGCCCUUGCACGACCCUCAAAGCCCAGCGUCCAGCGUCCACCAGCCGUCCCCAUCUCCUGCCUGCCAGGUCCUGCUCCCACUUCUCCUGUGA
Molecule: messenger RNA, 801 nt
Organism: Gaeumannomyces tritici R3-111a-1
Lineage: Eukaryota; Fungi; Ascomycota; Sordariomycetes; Magnaporthales; Magnaporthaceae
Exons: 2
Coding region: 118-801 (227 amino acids)
Source: RefSeq, a predicted model, not a curated record